Molecule: messenger RNA, 633 nt
Organism: Emiliania huxleyi CCMP1516
Lineage: Eukaryota; Haptophyta; Isochrysidales; Noelaerhabdaceae
Exons: 3
Coding region: 1-633 (210 amino acids)
Molecular function (GO): metalloendopeptidase activity
Source: RefSeq, a predicted model, not a curated record
AUGACUGCACUCCAAUUUCACCAAGAGUCGGACCAGGGGCUCAAGCUCGGCCGCCUGGACGACGUGGAGGUGGGCGGGAGGCUGACUGAGUUGGUCGUUGCCGCCCUCGAUGCUGGUUUUCUGACGGAGCCAAGAGACGAGUUCACCUUUAAGGACGACCCGACGACCCAUCGUGACUCCUUUGAGACGAUCCCGGCGAGCCGUUUGGUCGUCGUCCAGUACGAGUACGUUACGAGUCCCUGCACCUACCACCCGCUCCUAACCGAGGUUAUGCUGCCCCAAGGAGUGCUGUACACAAGCAGCAGCGCCGACACGGGCGGGGUGUACUCCGGAGACAUGCGCCAACUUGGCAAGAUCCUCUUGUCGCACGGGAUCGACUUGGCCAACUACGGCAUCUGGAGCUCAAGCGGCACGUCGGAGAGCCCCCACCCCUUCAGCUGCGCGCUGAUUGCCGCUCACAACACCGUUGGGCAGUACGCGAACGGCAGGGAGGCGACGGGCAACUUCUGCGGGCUGGCGCACUGGGCCGUGGAGGUGUGGCACGCGGCCGGGUCGGUCGACGCGAGCCGGUGGCAGGUCGAGGCUGACGGAAAGCGCCUCUUCUUUGUGCGGGUCGCGGAAAAGGCCGCAUAA